Messenger RNA from Parus major (Great Tit), 8759 nucleotides. RefSeq names its product period circadian regulator 2 (gene PER2). The record is from RefSeq and is a predicted model, not a curated record. Gene Ontology annotation, biological process: entrainment of circadian clock by photoperiod; negative regulation of transcription by RNA polymerase II; circadian regulation of gene expression. The coding region runs from base 2537 to 6475 and encodes 1312 amino acids. Gene Ontology annotation, molecular function: transcription cis-regulatory region binding; transcription corepressor binding. The transcript is spliced from 26 exons. Gene Ontology annotation, cellular component: nucleus; cytoplasm. Lineage: Eukaryota; Metazoa; Chordata; Aves; Passeriformes; Paridae.
UGAGAUGCGUGAGCUACAGGAAUAUAUUGAUGACGCUUUGAGAUUUUGAAAGAUCAUGAUUAGUACAUUCAUUGAGGUGUGACUCCAGUUCUCUGCAGAAAGUGAACCUGGUUCAGCUUUGUUUGCCUCCUCUAUCACAGGUGUGUUCUACAGCAGAGUUUUCACUCUUUUGUACUGUGUAAAGUCUUUUGUGCUUAGAAGAGAUGUAUAUAUCAAUAUGGAAGUAAAUGAGGAAAUAUCACAGGUUCUGUAUUCUGCAUAAACUGAAUAAAUUAGACUUCCUUCUGUGGAAAAUAGCUUAUUGGAGAUGCCAUCUGUAGAUGAAGUCUUCUAGUGUUUUGGGACUUGGGCAUACUCAAUCACCUGUACAUUUCCUCUGAAAAAUAAUAGAAAGCAAGUAGAAUUGGCUGCCUCUAAUUCUGCUCAGACUGUUUAAAUAUAAGUCAUUCAAAACUUUUGUUUCAGAUAAAAAGCCUUUUGAUGUAGAUUUGUCUUACUUUCUGUUAAAUUGUAGAAAGAAAUUUUUAGAAGGAGAAUUUUUAGUAGUUUGCAAGGAUUAUUAUUAUUGUUUUAAUGUCUUCUUAAAUGUGUUAUUAAUUACAUGAAACCAAUAUGAUACACAAUUAAAAUGGUACGUGCUGUUACUGUGAAUAUAUCUUCAAACUUAGACUUUUGAAAACCUUUUUUACUUUUUUUAAUUGAAUAUUUUACAGGGAAUUGAGUUAGUGUAAAGGAAUUGCAAGAGCUGUCGUUAAACAAGGAUUUAGCUGGUGCUGAAAGACAUUGCACAUUUUCAAUGUUCAGGAUAAAAACUGAAAUCUGCAAGUAGCUCUGGCUACAGCAAUUUCUAACGCUUCUUGUGGUCAGAAAUAAAGCCUAUAAUUUAAAUUAUGUAUUAUCAGUUUAUGAUAAAAACCAAAUCAAAACAUCUAAAGAACCAGUUCAUACAGAUUUAUACCAUGAUAUGAGUAUUUUAGAACUUGCAUUGGCUUCAUGAUGUCACACAGGAUGGAAUGUUGUGAAUAAAUUCUUCCUUUAGUCUGGCCAACACAAAUGUACUUUUAACAGUUGGUAGACGUGCAGCAUGUUAAAUUAAGGCAUGUUAACAUGGGCUGUCUUCCAGAGUGGUUAGCCUGGGAUUUGAACACUGUUCCAAACAUUUCUUCUGCACAUUCAGAUGAAGCACUUAGAAUGAUGUAAUUGUCUGUCACACAAAUGUUGGUCUUCUGAACUUCAUAUUCUACCAUUUCUUUGUGCCACAGGGCAGUGGCAUGCACCAACAGAAUUAGUUUCAUAGAUUUGCUAGAAGAACUUUCAGGGUUUUUUUGUUUUUUGUUAAAAUUCCCAGUGUUUCUCUUAAGAAACUUUUUAUUAGAAAGAAUAAUAAUGUUAAUGGACUUCAUUAGUAGUGACCUCUGACCAUAAAGAAACACUUUUUUGCUGUGAGAGUGAGUGAGCACUGGCACAGAUUGCUCAGAGAGACUAUGGAAUAUCCAUUUUUGGGAAUACCCAGAAUUCAUCUGUUGAUGGUCUUGAGCCUGCUCUUGGGUAACUCUGCCUGAGCAGGGAGUUGGACAUGGUACCUCCAGAAAUCUCUUUUGAUCUUGAUCAUUAUGGAAAUUGAAAUUUUAUAACUGCCUGGUAAAAUCUUUAAUGCUUUUACCAAUCCUAUUGUGAUAGAGGGUCAUAAAAUGAUAUUGCAAGCAAACCUGAUGAGCACUUGGAGCUCUGCUGACCAUGUCAGGUAUUUGGCUCUGUGCCCUGCUGGGCAGGGCAGCCCUGUGUUCCAGUGGCUGUGCCAGCCCAUGCAGACUGUACAUAGUGUGAUACCACUCUGAUUGUGAAUCCUAAGGGUUAUUUUAUCUAGAGCAGAACAUGCUAUUACUUUAAAACUCUUAAAGACGUUAUUUCAGAGCAAAAGUGUUAAAAAUGCAAAUUUGUGUCUUCCUCUGCUGUAUGACAGUUUCAUGCUUAACCAACAUUUAUCUGCAUAGGAGUGACAUAGCUGUGAGCAUCUCUCUGGUAUCUGUUUGAAGAGGACACUGUUGGGGGGCCCAGGUAUUUCUUUUAUAUUUUAUAGUUAUAGAGGUGUCCGGACUCUGUAAUGGUCAAAGAUUUCCAGUAGAAGAGGAUGAGACAAGAAUUAAAUGCAUGUGGGAGACUCUGGACCUAGGCAUCUCAUGCUUUCGAUGCUAGCUGGGAGGGAGCUUGAUAAACACUUUUGCCACCUUUUCAUAGGAAAAACAGUUUCAGAAGAAAUUUGCCUUCUUGGUGUUCUGCAACCCUUCUUAAGAGUGUUUUUCAGAAACAAGCUCAGACUUCUGCAUCUGUACUUCCAAACAGAAUUUGUAAAGAGGGGAAAAUUCUGAAUAUGGCUUGAUUUGCUCUUGGUCUUGGCAGUGUUUCUGAUGAGUGUCCCACGGACUCUGUCAAGUUCUGGGGGUUCUCCUCUAGCACCGAGGAGCAGAACCCUGAGCAGCAGCCUGGGAUCAGUAGAAGCAUUUCUCCAUCAUUCUCUUUAAAAGAGCAGCUCAAGAUGAGUGAUUAUUCUGGACUUCCAAGUGACCACAGCCAGAUGAUUGCUGAAGAUUCAGAAAUUCAAGCAAAGCCUGAACACUCUCAUGAAGUUCUUCAGGAAGAUAUUGAAAUGAGCAGUGGCUCCAGUGGAAAUGAUUCCAGUGGAAAUGACUCCAGUGGGAAUGACACAAAUGAAAACUAUUCAAGUGGGCAUGAUUCUCAUGGUCAUGAAUCUGAUGAAAAUGGGAAGGAUUCAGCAAUGCUUAUGGAAUCUUCAGACUGUCAUAAAAGUUCAAGCUCAAAUGCAUUUAGUCUGAUGAUUGCAAACUCUGAACACAAUCAGUCUAGCAGUGGAUGCAGUAGUGAGCAGUCCACUAAAGCCAAAACACAAAAGGAAUUGCUGAAAACACUGCAGGAGCUGAAAGCUCACCUUCCUUCUGAGAAGAGAGUCAAAGGCAAAUCCAGUGUCCUAACGACGCUGAAAUAUGCCCUUAAAAGCAUUAAACAAGUUAAAGCCAAUGAGGAAUAUUACCAGUUGUUGAUGAUUAAUGAAUCCCAGCCUGCUGGUCUCAAUGUAUCAUCUUACACAGUGGAAGAAGUGGAGACUAUAACCUCAGAAUACAUUGUGAAAAAUGCGGAUAUGUUUGCUGUAGCUGUGUCUUUGAUAACUGGGAAAAUUCUGUACAUCUCUGAUCAAGCUUCUUCUAUUCUCCGCUGCAAGAGGGGUUAUUUUAAAAAUGCCAAAUUUGUGGAGUUCUUGGCACCUCAGGAUGUCAGUGUGUUCUAUACUUCCACCACCCCAUACAGAUUACCAUCGUGGAACAUUUGCAAUAGAGCUGAGUCUUCCACCCAGGAUUGCAUGGAAGAGAAAUCUUUCUUUUGUCGCAUCAGUGCGGGAAAGGAGCGUGAAAAUGAGAUUUGCUAUCACCCAUUCCGGAUGACUCCUUACCUUAUCAAAGUGCAAGAUCCAGAAAUAGCAGAAGACCAGCUUUGCUGUGUGUUGCUUGCAGAAAAAGUCCAUUCUGGCUAUGAAGCACCCAGAAUUCCUCCUGACAAAAGGAUUUUUACAACUACGCACACGCCAACCUGUUUGUUCCAGGAUGUAGAUGAAAGAGCAGUCCCUCUGUUGGGAUACCUACCUCAGGAUUUAAUAGGAACACCAGUCUUGGUGCAUCUUCACCCAAAUGACAGACCCUUAAUGCUGGCAAUUCACAAAAAAAUUCUUCAGUAUGGAGGGCAGCCUUUUGACUACUCACCAAUCAGGUUUUGCACUAGGAAUGGAGAUUAUAUCACCAUGGACACCAGCUGGUCCAGUUUCAUCAACCCUUGGAGUCGCAAAGUUUCCUUCAUUAUUGGAAGACACAAAGUUAGGACGGGUCCCUUAAAUGAAGAUGUCUUUGCUGCUCCCAACUACACAGAGGACAGAAUCCUUCACCCCAGUGUUCAGGAGAUCACUGAGCAGAUCUAUCGGCUCUUACUGCAGCCUGUACACAACAGUGGAUCCAGUGGCUAUGGAAGUCUGGGUAGCAAUGGUUCACAUGAGCACUUGAUGAGUGUGGCAUCCUCCAGUGACAGCACAGGAAAUAAUAAUGAAGACACUCAUAAGGAUAAACCAGAGGUUUGUCAAUACGCCCGUAAGGUCAAGAAUAAAGGACAGCGUAUUUUCACUGACAGUAAAGCAAAACUGGACUAUAAGAAAGAGUCUUUUGCAGAAAAACAGAAUACUGCUGGUCAGGUGAAAGGUGUAGGGGGAAAGGAUACUGCAGCAACAGCAGCUCCAAAAAAUGUGACUACUGAAGAGCUGGCAUGGAAAGAACAGCCUGUGUAUUCCUAUCAGCAGAUCAGCUGUCUGGACAGUGUCAUCAGGUACUUGGAGAGUUGUAACGUGCCUGGUACAGCAAAAAGAAAAUGUGAACCUUCAACAAGUGUUGCAUCACUGAGUUCUGGAGUUCAUGAACAAAAAGCAGCUGAUAAUUCUAUCCAGCCAUUGGGAGAUCCUGCUGUGUUGAAGGCAUCUGGUAAAUCAAGUGGUCCCCCAGUGGUUGGUGCUCACUUAACAUCUUUAGCUUUACCUGGCAAGCCGGAAAGUGUUGUGUCUCUCACCAGCCAGUGCAGCUACAGUAGCACCAUUGUUCACGUUGGAGACAAAAAAACACAACCUGAAUUAGAAAUGAUAGAAGAUGGUCCAAGUGGAGCAGAAAUCGUAGAUGGCCAACUUCUCACCCCUCCAUCCAGCUCUGCGCACAUAAAUCAGGAGAAGGAGCCAUUUAAAAAACUGGGACUUACGAAGGAGGUCCUUGCAGUGCAUACACAAAAAGAGGAGCAGAGCUUCUUGAAUAAGUUCAAAGAAAUCAAGAGAUUUAAUAUCUUUCAAUCACACUGCAAUUACUACUUACAAGAUAAACCAAAAGGACGGCCUGCUGAACGUGGUGGCCGUGGACAAAGGAAUGCCGCUUCUGGAAUGGAUCAGCCUUGGAAGAAAAGUGGAAAGAACAGGAAAUCAAAGCGCAUUAAACCACAGGAAUCUUCAGACAGCACAACUUCUGGAGCUAAAUUCCCCCAUCGGUUCCCCCUGCAAGGUUUAAAUGCCACAGCCUGGUCACCAUCAGAGACUUCCCAAGCCAGCUACUCAGCAGUGUCCUUCCCCACUGUCAUGCCUGCAUAUUCCCUUCCUGUUUUUCCAGCAGCAGGGACCGUGCCGCCGGCUCCUGAAACCUCACUCUCUGGUUUUAAUCACUUGCCAGACUCUGGAAACAGCUGCCCCAUGCAGCCAUCCCAGUUCUCUGCACCCUUCAUGACCCCUGUGGUGGCUCUUGUGCUCCCCAACUACAUGUACCCAGAGAUGAACAAUAACUUACCUCAAACGCUGUACCCCAGCCAGCCCAGCUUCCCUGCCCAUCCUGCCUUCUCCUCACAGACAGUGUUCCCACCACAGCCCCCCUUUGGCACAGCCAGCCCCUUCCCACAGCAGCCCUUUUUCCCAGCUCAGCCAUUCCAGUACAACCCCCCAGCAGAGCCUGAAAAGGCUCCUGUGGCAGAGCCACGCAACGACCCCUCCCGUUCCUGCACUCCUCAGUCGCUGGGUCCUCAGGACCAGGCUUCACCACCUCUGUUCCAGUCGAGGUGCAGCUCUCCUCUGAAUCUCCUACAGCUGGAGGAAACCACCAAAACUGCAGAGAGCGGAGCUCCUGCAGGUUUACACGGAGCUCUGGCUGAGGAAGGAGCCAUAGGCAAGAUCAGGACAGUGGAUAACGGCAGUGGGAAGGAAUCCUUACCUGCUGAAUCUCCAAUGGAUGCUCAAAACAGCGAUGAGCUCUCCAUGUCCAGUGUCCUGCUUGACAUUUUACUGCAAGAGGAUGCGUGUUCAGGCACUGGCUCAGCCUCCUCAGGGAGCGGUGUGUCUGCAGCUGCUGAGUCCCUGGGCUCUGGCUCCAAUGGCUGUGGCAUGUCAGGGAGCAGGACAGGUAGCAGUGAAACUAGUCACACCAGCAAAUACUUUGGGAGCAUUGAUUCCUCAGAGAAUCACCAUAAAACCAAAAUGAAGACAGAAAUGGAAGAAAGUGAGCACUUCAUCAAAUAUGUGCUCCAGGAUCCCAUCUGGCUGCUGAUGGCUAACACAGAUGACACAGUGAUGAUGACUUACCAGCUCCCCUCACGGGAUUUGGAAACAGUUUUAAAAGAAGAUAAGCAGAAAUUAAAGCAAAUGCAGAAACUACAGCCAAAAUUUACAGAAGAACAAAAAAGAGAGCUUAUUGAAGUUCAUCCAUGGAUCCAGCAAGGUGGCCUGCCAAAAACUGUUGCUAAUUCUGAAUGUAUUUUUUGUGAGGACAAUAUACAGAGCAAUUUUUAUACUUCAUAUGAUGAAGAAAUCCAUGAAAUGGACCUUAAUGAAAUGAUCGAAGAUAGUGGAGAAAACAACUUGGUUUCUCUGAAUCAAGUCAGUGAAGAACAAACAUAGCCUUUGAGCCUGUUGUUUUGAAAAUUGCUUCAAAACGACAGUGAACGAUCCAUAAAGGUUUUAAUCUUUUAUCCAGCAGGAUGAAUGCAGUUCAUAAAAGUACAUGUGUUUUUCUUGCUCUAGAAGAGUCAUUUGUGAAUGAAUCUCUUUUUAAAUGGUGGCAAUCUCUUCCCAGUAAGGACAUUGUUGAAGAUGGUAUAACUUUUCUUUAAAAGACUCAUUUUGCACUUCCAUGCCUCAAGUAUUUCUUUAUAAACUCUAGAAACUUUCAUUGAUGCCUACUGUUUUUUGUAGAGUGGGUUAAGAAGUGCUGGAAAUUUCCUCAUAUACAUACAGUUCUUCAAUCUGCUGGUGAUGAUUCAGCAUUAUAAAUUGUUGAGCAAUUUUGCUUAUGGCUCUUUACAUUGUUCUUAAUAUUUGAAGUGGUCCAGCAUAGUAGAAGAAAUAACCUUCAAGGAAAUCAAUUCACACUUGCCCUUCUCAUACCAGUUGAUCCCAUCCUCUUUGUUUGUCUCCUCUAGUUCUGAAUGUAGGAACUUUUUCUGUCUAAGAGAAAUGUUGAGCUGAUUUUGUGAGAUGGUCUGGGGUUAGAGUUCAUGUUGAUGUGUAAGUAUAGAGGAGUGCUGACAACUUCGUAGCCUUUUCUUUAAACGGACACUGCAAAACUAUGAACUGUUGAAUACCUUGAAGCAUAAUUUCUGAGAAUUUACACUCAAGAAAUCCUUAUGCUUAAAGAUUUAAAAAACUUAAGACCACGGAGGAUGUCUGGCCAUGCCCCAGUUAGACAAAGCUUGGGGUAACUUUAACCUUUUUUUCUGACUUGCUCUGUCAGGAGGCUGGCCAUCAGUUUUUCCAAUGUGGCAAAACAAACAUCAAAUUGUGGCAAGGGAGGAUUAGAUGUGUCUUGUCAUUUGAAGAUAGUUCUUAUAAAAAAGAAGUGAUUCUGAGAAUAGUGUUUACUCGCUCUAUUCGAUUUACAUAAUCUCAAAUUUAGUGUGGCUGGAAUCCUUUGCUGUCAAAGAUUUCAUUUUAAUGCCUCUGAUUGUAUUGACUUGAAUAUGUGUACUUUAUGUUCUUGUGCUGUUUAUGUCUGUUGGAUGUGGGAAGAGAACAUGAGAGAACAACUUUUAAUGUGUUGGUUAGUUAAAGGACAUUUAGUUGCUGUAUUGCUAGAUGUCAGCUGUAAGUCCUGGGGUGAAAAAUGACAAAAGUUAAUUGAAUUAACUUUGAUAUGUUUGUCUUAAAAUAUUUUUCUUGGGAAGCAUUUCCUUUUUUAUUAGGGUAACAUUUCUAUUCACUGAAAAUUAAGGUUAUUUUAAUUCUAUACAAAUACUUCUGUUUGUAUACAGAGAGGAUGUGAAUUCACAUUGACACCAAAAACACACAAAAGUGACUGGUAUUUGCUUAGUGGAAGAAAUAAUUUGUUCCAAGUAAUUCAUUAUUAGUUGGAAAAUUUGCACUGGAGACAGGUUCUGCAGGUAGUAAAGUGUGUCAGCUUGUGAAACAAGCAGAAUCACGAUUUUAAAAAAUAAAUAUCUUAAAUGUAGUGUGAAGCACUACCCAGCAAGAUCUGAUGCCUGUCUUUAACAGUUCAGUAAGGUCAAACGUAAAUAUUUGUAAAUACAAAGUGAAUGAGAAAUUUUCCAGUGUUGGUGUUCACGUCCGAUGUGUUAAAUGUUUUAAUCAUAAAUGGAACAGUGCAGCUAUACCAACAUAUGAAAUAUAUUUCAUUUUUACAUGGAAACACAAACAUGGACCAGGGUUUGGGAAAAAUAAGAGCUUUAUAUAAAAGGAGUGCAUCAUAAUUAUACAAAUAAUUUUCAAAGACUUCUCAACCACUUUGAACUUCUCUUUGCUUUAGCAUGCUUUUUUUUCACCCCCCAUGUCUUUUUUUAUUUAUCCUAAUUUCUUUUAUUAUUUUUUUUUUUCAAUGACCAUCUUGUAACCAUAACUUAGUGAAAGGAAGAGAAAAGUAUAUUUAGAGCAUUUUGUGGAUGUGCUUACUUAUGGACUUAAUCUUGCAUCCUUAAAGUGUUUGCAUUUACAGGGUGGUAUUAAAAUAUUUUCCUGUAACUUUAAAUCUACAUGCCUCCAUUUAUAGAUAAGAUUCUGAAGCUGUAAUUUUUCCAAACUGUUGUAAGAUGAUUUAUUUGUGAUGACACUUUGUCAAUAUGUCAACAAUGUUUUCUGUACACUGUGCAAUAUAUUUUGGUUUUGCCACUUGUGACUAAUUUUUAUGACUUUGCUUUUUAGAAAACUGGUAAAUAAAACAGAUAUAUUUUUA